Molecule: messenger RNA, 612 nt
Organism: Elephantulus edwardii (Cape elephant shrew)
Lineage: Eukaryota; Metazoa; Chordata; Mammalia; Macroscelidea; Macroscelididae
Product: 60S ribosomal protein L10a-like
Exons: 2
Coding region: 1-612 (203 amino acids)
Biological process (GO): translation
Cellular component (GO): large ribosomal subunit
Molecular function (GO): RNA binding; structural constituent of ribosome
Source: RefSeq, a predicted model, not a curated record
AUGAGCAGCAAAGUCUCUCGUGACACCCUCUACGAGGCGGUGCGGGAAGUCCUGCAUGGGAACCAGUGCAAACGCAGAAAGUUUUUGGAGACUGUGGAGCUGCAGAUCACUUUGAAGAGCUAUGACCCUCAGAAGGACAAGCGUUUCUCAGGGACAGUCAGGCUUAAGUCCACCCCACGCCCCAAGUUCUCUGUGUGUGUUCUUGGGGAUCAGCAGCACUGUGAUCAAGCCAAGGCUGUGGAUAUCCCCCACAUGGACAUCGAAGUGCUCAAAAAACUCAACAAGAAUAAGAAACUGGUCAAAAAGCUGGCCAAGAAGUAUGAUGCCUUUUUGGCCUCUGAAUCCCUGAUCAAGCAGAUCCCAAGAAUCCUAGGUCCAGGGCUGAAUAAGGCUGGUAAGUUCCCUUUUCUGCUGACCCACAAUGAGAACAUGGUGGCAAAAUUAGACGAGGUGAAGUCCACCAUCAAAUUCCAGAUGAAAAAGGUCCUGUGUCUGGCAGUGGCUGUUGGCCAUGAGCAGUUACUUGUGUCUGUGCGGGUCCUGCUCAGGCCUCUCCAGCAGUACCUUGGGAAAAAGGCCUGGCAGUCUGCAUCUGAAAGGUCUCAGCCUUGA